AAUGAGAGAGAGAGAGAGAGAGAGAGAGGAGGGAACUGAGCUGAGAGAAAUCUGUCAGAUUCAAACACACUGUUCUGUGUGUGAACGUGUGUGAGACAGAACGAGGGAUGAGGAGAGAGCGAGGAACACAUAGAAAGAGAUAACAGAGCAGCACAAAGUAAGGUCAACAGCGGAGGGUGAACCGGCGGCAGCAGCAGCAGCAGCAGCAGCAUCGGGAGCAGCUCUUAUAGGAAGGCCUGUUCAUCUAUGGAUCAGCCUUCAAACCAGGAACCCUGGGGAUUCAACGCUCACAACCCGACUGGCGUCCACGUUGAGAGCUGCCGAUCGACACUGAUGCGGAUACGCAGGUCACAGCUGUAGAGCAGCGAGGCCAGGGGGUCAGGGGUGAAAGGUCACUGACAAAACAGCCUAAGCAGGCACUGAGAUCGAAGGUUUUCUGAAGGGGCCGCUGUCAAUCUAGAAGAAGAAUUAACAUUUUUAAAAGCAAGUCUCGGCGACGGACAGCUUUUAAGAGGUGAAAAAUGAUGACGUCCCACGUAAAGCUGAGGAAGGAGAAGGGGAGUCUGGCCGAGUACGAAUCGCAGAUGAAAGACCUGCGGGCCCAGCUGACAGACCAGAUUAAGAUUCUAGAUUCCCAGGUGGAGGUGAAGCAGCAGCAGCUCUCCGACCUCUCAGAGUUCCUCCGGCGCCGGGGCGACAUCGAGGCCGAAUACGCCCGCGCCCUCGACAAACUCACGGAGAGAUUCACCCACAAAACUAAGAAGAAGGAGCAGUGGGGCCAGUCCGUGUGCCAGGUCUGGUCCGUUUUGCUGACUCAGACCCGUCUGGAGAGCCGGGAGCACGCGGCGCUGGGCGACACCUGCUGCAACGCGCUCACCCAGAAGCUCACGCACGGCACCGAGGACACGCACCGUCUGCACAAACGGAGUAAAGAAGUUGGAACUCAAAUGCAGGACGAGCUGCUGAAGGUCACAACCGAACUGCAGACGGCUCUCAAGACGUACAACCUGUACCACACGGACUGCCUGAUAGCGGAGGGGAAGCUGAAGGAGGCCGAGCGGCUGGAGGAGAGGCACACGGGCAAGUCGGCCGAGCUCGGCCCGGGCCAGUCGGGGGGGCAGAGGCGGAGCUCCGUCAAGAAGAUGGAGCGACUGAUGGAGAAGAGGCUCGGAAGAGUACAGGAGACCCAGCUGAAGUGCACCAAGGCCCGCAACGACUACCUGCUCAACCUGGCAGCAGCGAACGCCGCCAUGAACAAGUACUACCUGCAGGACGUCAGCACGCUCAUCGACUGCUGUGACCUGGGUUUCCAUCUGUCUGUGGAGCGGGUGAUGAAGUGCUACCUGGCCAGCAGGUGGCGAAUCCAGAAGACGGAGGAGACGGGGCUGAAGCAACUGGAGGCGGCGGUGACGUCUCUGGACCAGGGAGGAGACAGAGACGGGUUACUACAGCAACACGACGCCGCCUUCUGCCUUCCAUUCAGAUUCAACUACCACCCGCACGAGGGCGACCAGGUGUGUGAGGUGAUUGCGGACAGCCAGGUGAGGUACGAGCUGGAGACCCGCUUCCAGCAGCUCCAGUCCCGACUCGCAGCUGUUAUUUUGGAAACGGAGGAGAUCAGUAAAACGCUUAAAGCCACGCUGACGGCUCUGCUGGACACUAUAUGUGACAGCGACUGUAACCCCUCCCCUGAUGUGCCCAGCACCCUAUCGCACGAGACCUCUGGGGGAAGCUCCGCCCCAAAACACACCCUAGCCAAGCGUCGAGCCAAUCAGCAGGAAACAGAGACCUACUAUUUUACAAAAGUCAAGGAGUUCCUCACCAGCAGUUCCCUGGCCUCCAAACUUCAAGCCAAACACGACCUUCUACAGUUUGCCAUACAGAAAGCGGAGGCCGUCGACAGCGACCCUUCAAGAAUGCAAUGUGCUCGGUCAGUGCGCGUACGGAAGUCCAGACCCGUAUCCCAAUUCUGCCACACACUCUUCACCACAGACAUACUCUCCUACAUACAGAGCUCUGGCCAGCAGAUUCCUGUGGUGGUUGAAAGCUGCAUCCGUUUUAUAAACCUUCAUGGCCUCCACCAUGAGGGAAUAUUCAGAGUUCCUGGGUCCCAGAGGGAGGUUAACCUUCUCAGAGAUGCAUUUGAAAGAGGAGACGAUCCUCUGUCAGACAGUGAGUGUGACCUGGACUCUGUGGCCGGUGUGUUGAAGCUUUACUUCAGGGGCCUCGAGCCUCCUCUCUUCCCCUACGACAGCUACUCUCAGCUGCUGGAGUGUGUCCAAAUCGAGGAGGAGUUGGACAGAGCUGCCCAGAUCAAAGCGAUUGUCUCCACCUUCUCGCGGCCUCUCCUCAUCGUGAUGCGCUACCUUUUCGCUUUCCUCAAUCACGUGUCCCAGUACAGCGAUGAGAACAUGAUGCAGCCCUACAACCUGGCCGUCUGCUUCGGACCGAGCCUGCUGAGGGGAACAGACUCUGAUGAUGCAGUUGCUAGGCAGCCACAGGUUAACGACCUCGUCAAAACUAUGAUCCUCCAACACGACAUCAUCUUCCCUAGCCAAUCAGAGCAGCCGGGCCCCGUGUACGAGAAGCACAUGACUCUGGAGCAGGAGUACUGUGAACCAAUCACAGAGGAGGGAGACGGGGAAGCUGAGCAUCUGCCCAGUGAGGACGAGUGGGAGGCCGUGGCCAUGUUUGACUACAUGGCCAGAUCUCCAGCAGAACUGACGUUCAGACAGGGAGAUCUCAUAAUCCUUUACAGCAAGGCGUCCUGCGACUGGUGGCGAGGCGAGGUUGGAGGGGUCAAAGGUCUCAUCCCUCACAAGUACAUCAGUGUGCUGGAAGUGUCAGAGAGAGGAAAACGAGAAGAAGGAGGAGGAGGAGGAGGAGGAGGAGGCAGCACUGGAAACCUGACAACAGAGGAUCCGCAGACAGAGAACACAACCCGGAUGCGGGUGAACAGCGACAGCGCUUCGUUGCCUGGGCGACAAAGAGGAAGUGAGGGGAGUCCCAGUCGCAAGCCGCCAACCUCCCCUGCUGCUCGACACUUACCCGUGUCUCAGGAGAGGAGGCACACUCUGGAUAAUCUGAGACAGGGCAGCUUGAGGACCACAGACAGGCCCCCGGCUGGUCAGGUAGAAAAAACAGCAAUCGACAAGGAGAUGAUCAACCGUCAGAUGAACUCGGUGUUCAAGGAACUCCUCUCACGCCAGCCUCCUGUCCAGCCGUCCUCCCCUGCCACCGCCUCAGCCUCCUCCUCCUCGUCUCUUCCUCAAGCUGCCCCCGCUGCCAAAAAGGUCGGAUUCGGCAUCAGAGGACGGGCUCUUUUCAGGCCGGUGGACUGAGAGAAAGCAGUGGAUGACUGUGAAAACUGCUUCGCUGUUUGCCGACAUGAUGAUGAUGAUGAAGAUGAUGCAUUUGGUGAAGAUCUUAUUUUUGGACACAUGUAUAAUACUUGCGUCUCUGCCAUCUCAUAGUGCCACUAGUCUCAGUGUUGUGUUACUGUAUGUCCAGUGUGUCUGGUUUCGGUCUUUUUGUGUUUUCGGUUUGGUUUUGUUCUCCAGGCUUUUGCAAUUUUUUGGAGAAUCAGGGAUGUGACGUCACCAGUGAUAUCACCAGAUGGAUUAUUAAAACUUGAUUCAUCACAAUUCAUCAAAAGCAACUAAAUACUUAGGCCGCCCCCUAGUGGCAGGUCUGAGCUCUGUCCUCCUACUAAUCUUGUUUUUUGACAAACGCAAACCUGAUCUUGGACCUGUGUAUCGUCACAUUCUUUACUCUUCACAUGAGAAAAAAUGGCAGGCUUGAAUUCUGCGUCAUAAUUUAAAAGAGAAUGUGACCUAGGCAGGUGUCUACAAGAAAAUCCAAGUGUUCAAAAUUAAAUACAUAAAAUCACACUUUUUGGAAUAUAGGGUUAAAUAAACUGUAUAACAUAUAUAAAUGGACCAACAAUUUGUAAAAGACUGAUUUUAAACCUAACGGGUUGUUAUUAUUAUAAUUGUUAAAGGGUUAUUUAAUUUAUUAGUUAAAUAACAAUCAGUUGGGUUUUAGUACAUUUUAAUAGAACUAUUUGUGUGUACCCGUUAAGUUAUUGAUAGUAAAAAGAAUAAUUAUUAUUUUGGUCCCGUUAUCACUUUUAUUUUAUGUCUAAUUAAUAUAAUAACAUAAUGCUACAUUGUGUUUCUGCUGUCUUUUCAUUAUUUCACAAACUGAUGUUAAUUAACUUUUUUAUAACAGUUUAUUCAACGCUUUAUUCCAUAAUAUGUAUUUAAUGCUGAACACUGUGAUGCUACAUGUAAGUUAGCUGGGACAGCUGUUAGCAGCAGGAGUUGGUGUUUUAUAGAAGCAUGCAGCGUUAGCACACACGCGUGAUCCACGGCCUGGUGCACGGGCCAAAUCUCAGGGCUUUUGCAGAGUUAGAGAUCGGCUAACUCAGGUUUGGCGACUAAGACACAAGUAAAGGUUUUUCUCACUCAGGGCUUUGGUUGACUUACUGGACUCAACUGGGAAACUGCGCCCUUGCCUCAAGAAGCCAGAACGGCCCCUUGUCAGAGAGGACGUUGAUUGCCUCUACUUUAAACUGUGAAUGUGCUGAUGUGUUGGCACCAAGAUCCAAACCCGUGUCUCGUUCAUCCAUACAUUACGGCCCCCUAUUGAGCAGCAUCCACAGGUCCCAUUUGAACGUAUUGUUUAAAGGUGUGUGACUAGUUUGACCCCAAAAGCAUUUGAGGUGUUUCUACACGUAAACUACUUUGUUGUGUUUCGGUAUUGGAACCGUAGCAGCAGAAUCCUUUUUUAUACAUUGAUUCUGCUCCUAUGAUGAACACCCCGUUUGGUGAUGUCACUAAAUUUAAUGUGUCCAGUUGUAUAUGUGGUUAAAAAACAUGCAUACAAUAAAGUUGAUGAAGCGAUGAAUGAGAAA
Messenger RNA from Betta splendens (Siamese fighting fish), 4915 nucleotides. It is a transcript of the gene arhgap4b, whose product is annotated as Rho GTPase activating protein 4b. The transcript is spliced from 25 exons. Gene Ontology annotation, cellular component: cytoplasm. Bases 522 to 3341 code for a protein of 939 amino acids. Gene Ontology annotation, molecular function: protein binding. Lineage: Eukaryota; Metazoa; Chordata; Actinopteri; Anabantiformes; Osphronemidae. The record is from RefSeq and is a predicted model, not a curated record. Gene Ontology annotation, biological process: signal transduction; negative regulation of cell migration.